UUACAACUUAAAUAAUUUAGAAAAAAAUCGCAGAAAGCACAUUUUGAGUUUUUAAUAAAGCAGAAACUGAAUAAAAAAUAUUAAAUCGAAAAAAGAUACGUUCAAAUAUUUUUAAAAUACUUCCAAAUACCAAAAGCCAUAGCAUAACAUAAGAAAUUUUGCAAAAUUUAAAAGCAAAAGCAAAAAAUGCUCGCCAAGCAUUUGCUGAAAGUCAGUAAGGCGCUGCGUGGCGCGACGCUACGCAACGCCAGCAAGGCGCCAAGUACACCCUUCGCCGGCGGAGGCUUACGCAGCACCAUGAAUGACUUGCCGCAGCCGGAGGGCGAUUGGCAGGAGCAUUACAACCGUAGAAAUCUGAAGAAUACGGCUGUGCUUUCCGUUGGCAUUAUCACGUUGAUUUCAUCAAUAUAUAUGCAUUUCACGGAUGAGGCCAUUAACUGGAACUACACGGUGCCUGUGUAUGAUAGAUGUCUUUGAAGUGGUUUGAAGUGUGUAAAUGUCUUAAUUAUUAAAUGAUAAAUCAGUGAUUUU
This is a messenger RNA of Bactrocera neohumeralis, 531 nucleotides long. RefSeq lists its product as uncharacterized. The record is from RefSeq and is a predicted model, not a curated record. Bases 187 to 477 code for a protein of 96 amino acids. The transcript has 3 exons. Lineage: Eukaryota; Metazoa; Arthropoda; Insecta; Diptera; Tephritidae.